AUGGGCCAGUCUUCCAAGACUUCCACCCCCCAAUUAAAAAAGGAUACCUUACACAAAUACCUCGAGUGUCAACGGCAAAUACUGACUGAUGAUGAAUAUGAUCAAACAGCUGACAUUGUGAACAAUUUUAAAGCCAAUGAAGGUCCAGAUCUACAAAAGAGAUUAAUAGCUAAAGAUAAACAAAAUAAACACACAAGUUACAUUACAAAGCCAUGGUUUGACAUGUACUUGAAGUCCAGAUCACCCAUUGUAUUGAAUUACAAUCCCUUCAUGUCCUUCCAAGAUGACCCACGGCCAGAAUAUCAGAACCAGCUCAUUCGCUCAACAAAUAUGAUUGUAUCAUCACUAAAAUUCAUGAAGACAUUGAGGGCUAAUAUCCUGGAGCCCGAUAUCUAUCAUCUGUUUCCAGCAAAGUCAGACAACAUGAGGUUCAGGAAAAUCAUGAGAAUGAUUCCGUCUUCUUUUGCCUUCUAUGGAGCAUAUCUCUACAAAGCUUUUCCUUUAGACAUGAGCCAGUAUAAAAAUUUAUUCAAUUCAACGAGAAUUCCAAGACGUGGAAAAGAUGAAUUAGUUGUGAACAAAGAAGCAAAACAUAUGCUGGUAAUGAGAAAUGGACAUUUCUAUGUGUUUGACGUCCUGGAUAGUGAUGGUGAGAAAAUAAAGAUUACCAUAUUCAUAGCAAUUAGA
Molecule: messenger RNA, 687 nt
Organism: Saccostrea cuccullata (small rock oyster)
Lineage: Eukaryota; Metazoa; Mollusca; Bivalvia; Ostreida; Ostreidae
Product: carnitine O-palmitoyltransferase 2, mitochondrial-like
Exons: 7
Biological process (GO): fatty acid beta-oxidation
Cellular component (GO): mitochondrion
Molecular function (GO): carnitine O-palmitoyltransferase activity
Source: RefSeq, a predicted model, not a curated record